AAAGUGGCCAAUUGAACGGCUUCUUUUUCGCGCCCAGAAGACUCUAUAAACAGACUUCCUGUAUUCCAGUAUGUAUUGGUGGCUUAGUGCGCUGUGUAAUUAAUGUCUGGGCGCGGCAAUCAGGGUGGCAAGGCUCGCGCCAAGACCAAGACGUGAUCAUCCCGCGCCGGGCUGCAGUUCCCGGUGGGGCGCGUGCACCGCCUGCUCCGCAAGGGCAACUAUGCAGAGCGCGUGGGCGCCGGCGCCCCUGUUUACCUGACGGCCGAGAUUCUGGAGCUGGCGGGCAACGCGGCGCGCGACAACAAGACGCGCAUCAUCCCGCGCCAGCUGCAGCUGGCCAUCCGCAACGACGAGGCGCUCAACAAGCUGCUGGGCAAGGUGACGAUCGCUCAGGGCGGCGUGCUGUCCAAUAAGACCGAGAGCUACCAUAAGGCCAACUGCAAACACAAAGCCAUAAAGGCUCUUUUCAGAGCCAGAUACCAAAGCUCUAAGUUGUGA
Molecule: messenger RNA, 498 nt
Organism: Cavia porcellus (domestic guinea pig)
Lineage: Eukaryota; Metazoa; Chordata; Mammalia; Rodentia; Caviidae
Product: histone H2A-like
Exons: 1
Biological process (GO): heterochromatin formation
Cellular component (GO): chromatin; nucleosome
Molecular function (GO): structural constituent of chromatin; protein heterodimerization activity; DNA binding
Source: RefSeq, a predicted model, not a curated record